AUGAGUGAAGAAGAAGCUGAUGAUACUCCUAUAUUAGAUAUCAAACCUGCUUAAACAAAAGAAGAAAAUUAUCCUGCCUGGAUGAGAGAACUUUUAACUAAAGAAAAAAAGUUCAAUGAUAUGUUAGAGUGUGUUAAAACAGAAAUAUAAUAAGUUGAUAAAGGAUUGAGAGAAUUAGAUGAAAAAAAAAAAACAUUUAAAUAAGUAUAACGUGAUUAUAAACCAUUAAAAAUUUAAAAAUAGCCUGAAAUUUAAGGAGAUUAUCAUUAAUAUUACUCAUAAUUAAAAUUUGAGAGAAAUAAUAAACUUAGUAUUUCUCUUAUUCAUCCUCCUGUUGCUUUAUAAAUUUUACUCUUUCUUUAAGAUCCUAUUAAAAUGUGUUUAGUAUAUUAAAGAGUAUGUUAGAAAUGGAACUAAGUAUUUAAUUCAAUUUUUGUAUGGAUGAAUUUAAUUAGUCAUACAUUUGGAGAAAAUAUUUAAAAGUAAAUAGCUUCAGAAAAUUAUAAAAUUUUUGGUGUUUCAGUCUAUAAAUUAUUAAUAACUUCAUUAAAAUUCAUAAAAUAAAAUUCUCAAACAUUUAAUCUAACAAAAGAUCAAGUAAAAUUAUGCUAAAAUGGUCUUCAAUUAAUUCAAAAAUUAUUAUGCAUUCCAGGAGAUUGUUAUAUAAAAACUAAAUUGAUAUAAGAAUUAUAAAGUUUGGAAUUGAAAUCAUCAUUAGAUUCUCUUUUAGAAACUCAUAAUCAUAUUGUAAAAUAAGAAGCAGUUAAUUUAAAGGUAACUCUAUAAGGCAUAAGCAAUUAUGCUUAUAAAACUUUAGCUGGUAUUGAUAAUUUAAUGAAACUUAAAUAUCGUUUAAAUGAUAAAGAAAAUGAUAUUAUUUUACCUUCCAAAUAUUAUUACGAUCUAAAAACUGAAGAUGGAAAUAUUUCAGUUAAUCUUAGUAAUCCUGAAGAUGAUUAUAAAAAAGUAAAUUUAUUAUCAAAAUUUAAAAUAGUUAAAGAACUUGAAAGAGUUUAAUAAAUUUGUUAUUGCUAAAAUGAAUGGUUUGCCUUUAUAUAUGAAUUUAAAUUAUAAAAAAAAUGAAAUUUUUGGUAAUGGAGAAGAUGAAAAUAGAAAUUUAAUAGUCUUUCAAGCCCAAAUAAGAUUUGAUGUGCAAAAUAUGAAUAAAUAAAUGAUAAAUGGAAUAGAAUAUUAUGGAGAAGGUGAAUUAAUAAUUGAAACCAAAUAAGAAAAAAAUCAUUAUGACAUUUUUAUAAUACAAGAUUUGAAAUAGAAAUUUUAUAUAAUUGGAUCAUCUGCUUCUGAAACUAUUUUAUUUGAGUUCUUAUGA
This is a messenger RNA of Paramecium sonneborni, 1330 nucleotides long. NCBI's taxonomy places the organism in Eukaryota, Ciliophora, Oligohymenophorea, Peniculida, Parameciidae. The record is from the annotation of a GenBank genome assembly.